Molecule: messenger RNA, 2831 nt
Organism: Drosophila serrata
Lineage: Eukaryota; Metazoa; Arthropoda; Insecta; Diptera; Drosophilidae
Source: RefSeq, a predicted model, not a curated record
CGGAGUGGACAUACGGAGGGAGCUCCGCUUCCUACUAAAUAUUAUUUGAAUAGUUUGCGGAAAUGGUAUUGAUAACGCCGGGAGUAUGUCGACAAUUAAAUAUCAGCUAAUUCCAGUGGAUGAGGGAGAGCCCAUUGAAACGAAAUCCCCACAAUGGAUAGGGAAAGUGUGUUUUCUGUGCACGGCUCUCUUUGUGAUUGUGUUCUAUUGUCUGAGUUCUGUGGAGGAUCAGCUAGAGAGCAGUACCCAAGGUUAUGCGGCGACUUCUGGGAGUCACUUGGAGAUCUCACUGAAAACCAGUACGCUGAAUUCAAGGAUAUCUUCGCGUCUUUUGGAUAUCCUACAAGAUCCGAGCACUAUGUCCCCUUGGACAGAGAUUAUUGAACCCUCUCCGCCGAUUGUCGAAUAUCCAACGGAAUCCGAAAACGAAGAAGAAUUUCCCACAGAAGCUCAACUGGAGGAGAGUACAACACUGCAAGUCCUGAGCUCCUUGGAACAAAUUCUAACUGAGACGACUACGAAAGCCUCUUACCCAUUGGAAACAGCUUCGGGAGAGAAAUACUUUGUGAAUAGCCCGAAGUGCCAAAUGCGCCAUCCAGAUCCCUUUGCCAGCAACAUCCGAAAGAUCUAUAGGAAGCAUCACUAUAUAGUCUGCGAUAGGAGUCCUGAUAUGAUCACAGUGAAUUUUAAUGACACGACCGGCACAUACAGGCUGCAUAAAAAUGAGGAUAAUUCUACCUGUUGCUAUAAACGGAUCCUCCGAGUAGGAGUCCGAACCAUGGCAGAUCACAAGUACAAGCUUCUUCCGUGUGAGCAAUUCCCUCAGGACUUUCAAGUCCCAACUGAAGUCACGUCCAUGAUCACCGAAUGCCGAAAGAGUCCCCAUGAGAAGGUCUCGCAAACGGACGCCUUCAGUUUCGUGCAUCCAGGGAAGGAUUCUGUUCCGGCUUUGGGUAAACGACCCAGUGUCCUGCUCUGGGGCAUCGAUUCUGUCUCCCGAAUGAACUUCCAGCUGACCAUGCCCCUCAUGUACGAGUACUUGAACGGCCAGCACUGGAACGAACUGCAGGGCUACAACAAGAUGGGCGAUAAUACCUUUCCGAACCUGAUGGCUCUGCUGACGGGAUUCAACAAGACCUACGCCAAUGAAAGGUGCCGACCCAGUCAAGUAGGUGGCCUGGAUGCCUGUCCGCUGGUGUGGAAGGACUUCAAGGCCCAGGGUUACACAACAGCCUUCGCGGAGGAUUGGAGUAAGUUCUCCACUUUUGACUUUAUGAGCAGAGGGUUUCGCAGUCCACCGACGGACGUUUAUGGCCGACCUAUGAUCCUGGCUUUGGAGAAGGAACUUAGGAAGACAAUGAUUGCUGACAUGCCGUUUUGCAUGGGCCGCAGGUCAUCCGGCGAGUACAUCUACGACUUGGGUGUGCAGUUCACCAGGGCGAACCGAAAUCGAACCUUCUUUGGUAUGUUCUGGACGAACACCUUCAGUCACAACGACUUCUCCAUGCCGUCCGCCAUGGAUGCCAGGAUGGUGCAGUACAUGCGGUCGUUGGACAAGAAUGGCAUUAUGGAUAACACAAUUAUUAUCUUCUUCAGCGACCAUGGAAGUAGGUUUGGUCAAUUGCGGAAAUUGGACAGCGGCUUCCUGGAGGAACGGCUCCCCUUUUUCUAUAUGCGCGUGCCGCGAUGGAUACGGGAGAAGUACCCGGAAUUUAUGCAAAAUCUGCGGGCGAACCGGAAUCGCCUUACAUCGCCAUACGAUAUACAUGCCACGCUGAAGCACAUCCUCAGGCUGGACACCCCAGCGGAGCAGCUGCCCCGCCCCGAAGGCUGUCCCACCUGCCAUAGCGUCUUCGAGGAAGUGGAUUCGUCUCGAAAUUGCUCUCAGGCUGGAAUCGAUGAGCACUGGUGCGGCUGCGAUAGCUUCACCGAGUUGCCUUCAACGGAUACCAGGAUGGGAGCUAUGUCCACUCAGCUGGUGGAGGCCAUUAACGAGUUUGUGGCGGGGAAAAAAGGAGCAGAAAAGUGCCAUCACCUAAGGGUAGGAAGAGUAGUAUCGCUCCAACAAAGGGGUAACACAAAUGCGUAUCUACUGCAGCUCUAUGCCCAGCCAGGCAACGCCUUCUUCGAGGCUACGGUGAACUGGGAUCCGGAGACUCAAAGGAUAUCCAUUCGGGUGCCCAGCAUCAGUCGACUGGACUACUAUUCCUAUCAAUCGAAAUGCACUUCGGUCAAGGAAACUAAGAAAUUCUGCAUCUGCUAGGGUCUUGGUCCCAGCUCUGUUUAACCGCAGGAUUGCACUAAAAAGGACUCCUUUCAUUAUCUUGCGGAUCUCGGAUACCGAGGCCUUUGUUCCAGUGAGUAAUAGAGCGUAUCGCACGAGGCAAUCUACGGUUAGUUCCUGGCAACCACUUCCGACAAAGUAAUUGCAGCCUUGAGAUUGUGCAAAUUCAAAAUUGGUUGACAAUUACACGACAAUUGGCAGAUAAUUGUUAAGAGAUUAACAAGAAAUUUCAACUAAAACUUACCGCAAUCACGGAGCAUCAGUAAAAUACAAUAUUAUGAAGUGUUCUAUAUUUUAUAACUGGAUUGAGUACAAGUAUAAGAAUAGUUUAUCUUAUCAAAGAGGUUGUAUUGUGAAGUGCGCUUCUUAUCAUCUCAAAUGCACUUGAACAUUAAAAUGUUGUUAAUCUUAUUCUAAGAAUUUGGGGACAAGCCUCUUUCAUAGAUAAUGAGAAAAUCAAUGAAUAUAUGUUUUUAAAAUGAGCAAAAUUGACCUAAAAGCGCUUUAUAAAAGUUGUGAUUUAUCAAAUCAAACAUUGAAAUUAAGU